UGAUGCUGUGGAGCGAGGCUGAGGAGAAGCAACAUCUGAGCUAAAUCACAGCCCACAUCUCUGCUGAAAGAUACCUGAAGUUGCCAGAGCACCAACCAUCAGGCAGAAUGUCGUACGGGUCCAUUGACGGAGGCUCUUUUGGGACUCGUAACCCGUUUGGGGGUCCUACAAGGCAGGGCUACCAGCCAGUAGCCACACAGGUCAGCCCCUCAGAACUGCAAGAUGUGUUUCAGGAGACCUCCUCCAAUAUCUUCCAGAUCAACGCCAACGUCGUCACAUUAGAGAAAAAUCUCCAAUCACUGGGAACGUCAAGAGACACAGCUGAGCUACGACAGAGCCUACACUCCAUGCAACAGCAAACCAACAAAGUCAUCACCAGCACAAGCCAGCUCAUCAAGCAGCUCUCUGAUAUAAUCAGCGGCUCUUCACGGCAAGACCGCCUGCGCCUGACCAGACUAAAGACUGAGCUCUCAGAGUCCGUGCAGCGCUAUGGGGAUCUGCAGAAGAAAAUUGCAGAGCGCUCAAGGGCCCUGCUCCCUCCAGCACAGAAAGACAAGAGGAAGAGUCCUCAGACCCCGUCCACAGAGCAGAUUGAGGAGGGUCCACUGUUUGGAGAGGCGCUGGGCUCAGAGGGAGGAGCUGAGGCUUUCUUGUCUGAGAUCAGUGAGGAGGAUGUGGAGGUGCUCCGCCAAAGAGAGGAGGCCCUGCUGCAGAUUGAAAGGGACAUGCUGGACGUCAGUCAGAUCAUGAAGGAUCUGGCCAGUAUGGUCCAUGAACAAGGAGACGCCAUUGACAGCAUCGAAGACUACAUCCAGACCACAUCGUCCAACGUGGAAUCAGCCAAUCAGGAGCUUGCAAAGGCCAACCAAUACCAGAGGCAGAUGAGGAAGAGGAAGUGUUACCUCCUGGUGGUCGGAGCCAUCGUCCUAACCAUCCUCAUCAUCAUCAUCGCUGUUUCAGCAAGAAAAUGAGACCGGCCACUGUGGUAGCUGCUGUCAUUACAGUGUCACCACCACGCUCCUGCCCAGUCUGAUCCCUGACCCGAGCAGCUGGUUUCCAGUAGGAGGGAGCCGCCCUGCAACAACAAAUCUACUCCAUCAUCCCCGCCUCUGUUUACACAUGCAGCGGUGAGGGGAUGGAGCUCCUUCCUCGCAUACAAAUUCGUUACGAGUUGGCCCCAGUCUGAGCCUCUCGUCUAAUCGUCAUUGUGCUUUUUUCUUUCCUUUUUUUUUUAAACCGUGGCAGUUAUCUGUGACUUGAAUAUUAUCACCAAAUCUGAAGCCACACGUGAAUUUCCAGACCGCAUCAGAGGCAGAUGCUGGGGUGUAAUUGUUAUCACACUUGUUAAGCUCCUAACUGUGGUGUUUUAUCAGAAAACCAAACGAAGGUGGAGCGGAGGAUUCGGGGGGGACGAGCUGGUCUUCACUGCUCUGCUGUAUGCUCAGAUUGUUUUCUGUAUUUUUACUGAGAUGAACUUCAUAUUUAUCUGCCUGUAGUGUAAUUUAAUCAGUAUUAUACUGUAGCGUUUGUUGAUAUUGUUACAUAUUGUUUGACUAUAUAUAUAUAUCUUAAAAAAUAAAAGUCUAA
Cheilinus undulatus (humphead wrasse) is the source of this 1587-nucleotide messenger RNA. It is a transcript of the gene tsnare1, whose product is annotated as T-SNARE Domain Containing 1. Gene Ontology annotation, cellular component: SNARE complex; endomembrane system; membrane. Gene Ontology annotation, molecular function: SNAP receptor activity; SNARE binding. The record is from RefSeq and is a predicted model, not a curated record. The coding region runs from base 108 to 971 and encodes 287 amino acids. Lineage: Eukaryota; Metazoa; Chordata; Actinopteri; Labriformes; Labridae. The transcript has 12 exons. Gene Ontology annotation, biological process: vesicle-mediated transport; vesicle fusion; intracellular protein transport.